Molecule: messenger RNA, 1587 nt
Organism: Aspergillus affinis
Lineage: Eukaryota; Fungi; Ascomycota; Eurotiomycetes; Eurotiales; Aspergillaceae
Product: dynein family protein
Exons: 6
Coding region: 1-1587 (528 amino acids)
Biological process (GO): microtubule-based movement; microtubule cytoskeleton organization
Cellular component (GO): centrosome; cytoplasmic dynein complex
Molecular function (GO): dynein heavy chain binding
Source: RefSeq, a predicted model, not a curated record
AUGUCUACGUCCAGUCAAUUUCACGGGUCGAAACUCAGCACGGGGAACAACAGCCGACCGUCGAGUAAAGAUGGACCGAAGAAGAAUAUCUGGUCGUCGAUGCUGGACAGCGUCGCGAAUGGAAAGCGCUUGCCGGAGAAGAACCUCCUGAUUCUCGGAGGUACGCCGGAAAGCCAGAGAGAGUUUCUAGAGACCUUUGCGGCCGACACGUCGGAUCCUAACCUGUCAAACGAGAAACGGAAGGGCAGAGUUCCGCCUGUCGCCAACCAGUUCGCGUUGGGAUACACAUAUCAGGAUGUGCUGGACGCCGACCAGGAAGAUACGUUGGCACGCGUGUCCGCAUAUCUGCUUUCCGAACCUUCGCUGUCCUUCGCGCCCCUCCUUAAACCCCUCCUCACCCCCAAUUCUGUCCCGGAAACACUGGUGGUAAUUCUCCUCGAUUGGUCGGAACCGUGGAUUUGGAUCCGGCAAUUGAGGGAAUGGGUCCGUCUCCUGCGACACGUGCUCAUUUCUCUCGACGACGAGACGAAGAUCGUGAUGGAGGAGACCAUGACAGACUGGCGAGACCGGAAGAGGGGGAUGGACGCCAAUUCGGCGGGCGCGCAGGGACUGACCAGCUCUGGCGGACCGGUGACGAUACCUUUAGGCCCCGGUGAAUGGGAUGAGGGACUAGGCAUUCCCAUGUGUGUGGUUUGCCAGGGGGCGGAUAAGAUCGAAAAGCUGGAGAAAGACCACGGCUGGCACGAGGAAGAGUUUGACUUCAUUCUUCAGUUCCUACGAACCAUUCUUCUCAAACAUGGCGCUUCUCUUAUCUACACCACACCAUUCCUCGCCAACUCCCUUCAGAGCCUCCUACAUUCGUCCUUGGGGAUACAUUCACUGCUGAAGAGACAAUCACUCAAACAUAACGUGAUCGACCGGGAUAAGAUCCUGGUGCCAUCGAACUGGGACUCCUGGGGAAAGAUCCGGAUCAUCCGAGAUGGAUUCGACAUGGAAGGAAUCUCGACUGCGUGGUCGAUCGAGAUCCAAGAACCCCCGGAGCCACUAACCUACGGACCUGUCGAGGAGGAAGAGCCCAAAGACGAGGCAUCCGCCGGACUAGAGGAAGGGACCAGCGCCGUGGCCAUCUUCGAGCAGACGAUCAAGGAUCCCAAGCGUGACACUUCGCUGGCGCUCGCUAGCCAACAAAACAAGAAGAAGAUCGAGGUCGAGACCACUGACAUGCAGACGUUCUUCAGCAAACAGCAGGAACUCCUGGAGCAACUCAAGAUCGAAGACGAGAAGGACCGCGCGGUCAACAAGAUGCCGCCUCAGCUGGAAAUGUCGCCUCUGGAGGACAGCGGCCGCGUGAACGAGCACAUCGGUCCCGUGCAAUUCAACAUGGGUGGAAUCCAGGUCGACGCCGAUGAUAUGUUACGAAAACUUAAGGAGAGAGAGGCCAGUCGCGCUCAAACUCAAAGGAAGGAAACAGUCUCGUCGCCCCCGGCCCCCGGCAACGAAAAGGCUCACAAUCAAGCCCUGGCGAACUUCUUCGCCGGCUUGGUUAAGAAACCAUCCGGAAGUCCACGAGGUAGUCCGUCGGCGUAG